AAGGUAAAAACCUAUAGCACCAAUGCUAUAUAGCAUAGUAAAAUUCCUCCAGAUAGUUAGGAAAUUAUCUAUAGUAUAACAACCGGUUUGGUCGAGGUUAGAUAGUGCAUAUCUAUUAUCCUACCUGUUUGUGUCUAGUAAAUACUAGGCGGUUUGCGGGACAGUGGCGAUGCGUCUGUUCAUGGAAGGAGGGUGUACUCCAGAUCCCUGCAAAACAAGGGUCCGUGGGCGGUUGCCCAGGACACUCUCCAAUGCUUAAGUUAGAUAGAGAAGUGUGCAGUAAUGUGUUUGUUCUAGAGAGAGAGAGUAGUUGAGUUUACCAUCAAUGCUCUCAAGGUGCAUUUGUGGUGGUGGUUGAGUCAUUUAAUGUUACGUCAGGCGUCCCUGACAGGCCUGCUCCCUAGGUGGACCGCCGGCGGCGGGCAAUAAAUGCUCAGUCUUACCCAGCCUGAGGUACAUAUCUCAACAGAUCUUUGCUUUCUGUCAUGGUUAGUCACUUUAUGUCAGGCGGUUCUGGACACUCCUUGGGUUUGGAGUUGGCCGAGGACCGCGUGUCAUCCUAGUCUCCGUGACCAGGCCGGAUACUCUAUUGGGCCCAGUCCGCUGUCCCUCGCCUCUUGGGCCCGAGGCCCAUGACCGCUCAACUACGUGGUCCAACACUACCCAAAAUAGUUAAGAUUUUACCUGUAUUCAGUCUUAUACAAUAAUUGAGUAAAAUAUCAAAACCAUACCCAUACUUGAUCGGGUUUUGAGUAUCCACGGUUAAUUAUGGAUAAUAGUUUCUAUUAUAGCUUUCACCAACAUGUUAAACAUUUCACAUAUACUGACAUUGUAUUAGUGAAAAAUUAAAACAAUGAGUUACUAAAAUGAAAAAGUGAAAAAUUAUAUAAUUUCAUGAAAAUAUUAUAUAUGUAUGAUAAAUAUAAAAUAAGUUGAGAAAAAUAAUGAUUCAUUUUAAACAAAAUACAUGUGUACAAUUACAAUCGAGCAUAUUUGGGUUAGAUAGUGAGAAAACCAUACUCAUCCAUCACCCCGUAAUAUUUGAGUUCAUGUAUUACCCAUACCCAUUAAAAAUUUCUAUUUAAACCCAUCCGAUUAGGUUGAAUUCGGGCGGGUAUCACGGGUAUAGUUAUUUUGUCAUCCCUAAAUAUCUAGAUUCACUAGAUCAUAACUUCUUAGCAUCACAAAAUGUCAAGGUAAAUCCUGCAAAGUGCAAAGUAAAGAAGUGGACACUCACUCACGAAACACUAAUUUGGGCAUGCAUAGAGUAGUAGCCGGCCCAUCACCAUCAAUUCAAAAUGGGACGGUGUGGAAAUGAUGACAGUGAUUAACACCUGAUGGCGAAAAGCCAUACAUCUGAUCAUUAUCAUGCUCUUUGAAAAAUUAUUUCCUGGCUAUAGUUCAGUCAUUCUUCAAACUUAUUUUAUUGCUAGGGUUUCGCGUCAUUAUUAUAUUGAAGGAUUGAAAAAUCGUAUUGUAUUGGUGGUUCGAUCAGAUUAACUUUUUACUGGAAGUGAAAUAGGUUGACGGUAUUUAGCGGUAUGAAACGAUUGAAUCAUGAUUAAACCACGAUCUUAGCAUAGAUUAAAAUACCCUACUGUUGACUUUUUUGGUAAAACGUCUAGUACGAUUUUCAAUCAUUUUUUUAAAAAUUUUAACACAAUUCACAAGCCUACUAAGCAGUGGCGUAGCCAGAAAUUUAUCUAAGGUAGGUCAAGCGUGAAAAAAAAAAACAUAAGUUCAAGGAUAUGUUCAUGUUUUGAAAAUUAAAAUACAUUCAUUAUGCAAAUUUUGAGGGUGUUAAGAUACCACAACGAAAAAUCGUUCAUGAUUCCAAAAAUCAUCUCAUUCUGAAGUGUUUCUUCACUUUGUUGAUUGCACUAAGUGCUCUUUCACCACUUGUAAUAAAAACUUAUAGCAACAACUACUUCGAGCUUUUGUAUAUAUUAAACUCACUUUACACAAAAUAUGAAUUAAAAGUAAAAUAUAGAUCACAAAACAUUACUUUUUCGUAAAAUUAUCUACGAUAAUAUGAAGAUUUUGUAUUCAAUCUACAAUCAUAUAGACUAAUUUACUUAUACAUUUUUUUUGGGUCAAGGUGGCGCAAAAGACCCACCUUGGCCUUGAGUGCCACUGCUACUAAGGAUUGUUUGUAAGAAUAUAAAAUUGGGUGAAUGCCAUGAUUGGUCACUGAGAUUACUAAAAAAAUGUCAAGUUUGGUCACUAAAAAUACUUUAUUCCAUUAGUGAUCACUAAAAUUACUAAAAAUGUCAAGUUUGGUCACUAUCCGUCCAACUCCAUUAACUUUUACUUAUGUGGCAAUUCAACUCUUUAAGUUGACCGUUAAAUAUAUGACGUGACAAUUAAAAAAUUAAAAAUUUCCACCUUAUCAUUUUCAUUAUGGGUGGCUAUACGGUCCGGUCCGGUUAAAUUGGACCAAAUUGAUCCUGUCCCAGUUCGGUCUUUUCGGGAAUAUAACGACCAAAGAUUGGAUUGGAUACAUUUUGGUCUUGAUCCGGUCCGGUCUUGACCCGAUCCGGUCCCAAUUUUAUCUUGAUUUUAGGUGUUGGGGGUCUCUUAUCCGGUCUUUAUCCGGUUUUUUACCUCAAAUCUAAGCCCGAAUAUGAGAUUGCAAUUUUUGCUAUCCAGUCCCAGUCCGAUCCCGGUCCGAGUUAUACGGUCCGGUUUCGGGUAAAACCAAACAGUCCGGGACCAAAUAACCAGCCCUAAAUUUUUCAUCCUAAAAAAAUAAAAAUAAAAUAAAAAUUCUUUUAUUGCUUACCUCAAUUCUUACCUAAUACAGGGUAACUAGUCCUACGACGAGCAGAGACAUUGAUAGGUGGACGGCCCCCUUUCGCGAUGGAAUCGACUCCGGGAACGGACCCCUUUCGCCGCCGGUGGACAGCGGGCGGAUUCUGGAGUCCCCCAGGUGGAAGGUUCGGCGACAGGGAACUUCAAACCUGACAGCCUGCUCGGCGGAGAAGAGAUCUACAGAGGAUGGGUCGACGGGAGAAGUCUAUCACCUUGUACUAGUGGCGGUUUCAGGAUUUUUUUAUAGGGAUGUCCUCUUCCAAAAAUUAAAUUAAAUUAAAAAUUAAUUAAAUAAUUCAUAAAUCAGAAAAUAUCCGAGUAGUACAUAUUUUAACAAAAGAUCAGGACAUAUUUUCAUAUUUGGAAAAAAUAAUAUUAAAUAGACUCAAUAUCUACAUUGUUCAACAAAUCUGUAUAUCUUACUAGACAAUAAUGCACGAACUGAUCGCAUAUUCGAUUUCUAACCUUGUCCUUGAUGUAACUCAAAGUAGAAAGACUCUUUUAACUAUUGCCGUGUAACCAUGAAAUCAAUUCAAAUUAAGGAUAACCCGUAAUUAGUUUAAUUGUUAGGUUUUGAAAAUAAUUGGGGAUAAGGAAUAAUGUUUUUACUAUUUUAUAGUGUUUAAAAUAGAACAAGAAACGAGUUGAAACCUAGAGAAUAUGUUUAAUAAUAGUAGUGUUCUAGGUUUGAAUAAUACAAAGUACCACUUAUAUUUUUUUAAUCAUACACAAAUUACUACCGAGAUUAGGAUAAUCGUUUUUUUAAAAUUUAAGGGUGUCCCGGAUCACAGAUUAUAAUUUUUUUUAUCCAUACGAAACUAUUAUUUGAGGUUGGAUAAUCGUUAUCCCAAAUUCUAGGGGUGUCCCAGGACACCCCUAAUGAUCCAUGUAUCCGCCACUGCCUUGUACCCCCGGGGCGGGUCUCGCCAUCGCCAUCAAGAAAUUGACGACGGGAAUUUGAUAUCUUUUAGUAAUUUUAGUGACCACAAAUGGAAUAAAGUAUUUUUAGUGAUCAAACUUGACAAUUUUUAGAACGUCAUCUCAAUGACUAAUCAUGACAUUUACCCUCAAAUCUACUUAACCCCUCGAUGUUAAACCAAACUUGCUUUUCAUGAGAAAUUGAGUCAUAUAACUACAAUUUUAAACCAAACAUGAAUGUAAUAGAAUAAUUAGUAUGAUAUUCAUAUAUGGGUCAUAUAAAAAUAGCUUGAGUUAUUGAUGAGAGGAAGUAGUAGUUCUUGAAACCAAGUGAUUUCUUUGCUUUUCAGCAAGUAUUAAUGUUCAUUGUAUCAAUCUUGAUGGGUUGCGUGGUUACAGUGACGGCUGAAUUGAUGACCUUAGAGACUAAAGUGGAUGUUGUAGACCCAUCGAACUUAACCGCGAAGUACACAAUAACAGAUUCAGAUGAUCAAGUAGUGGUGAGUGAGUUGAAGUUCGAGAAAGAAGGAACAAAAGGUUGUAUCUGUAAGUUGACCAAUCAGUACGUAAAGAAAGCCGAGGGAAUCCACAAUGGAGCAGAACGGGUAUUGCGUGUCAACAAGAAGCUGUUUGAGUAUCUCUCAGCCAAUCCCGACAUUUGUGCAUAAGCCAAUUAUUAUAAGGAAAUAUCAUGGCUUUGAUAUACAUGAGAUGAACAAUAAUGGGUGUUUCGUUUCAAUAUUCACUUGUAUUUGUGUUUCUUAUUGUUCUUUUCCCCUUCAAUAAGUCCCAAUCCCUUGUCCUUCGGGGUGUCGGUUAGAUAUUUAUGCUGUGUAUCGAUCACUUCUUAUUGAAACUAUUGUACUUUGAAUGAAUAUAUACUAGUUGUUAUGAAAAUAAAAAAGUCGUGGUACAACUUAUGUUUUGGAUUUAUGGAUGCAUUUGGCAUUUGUAGGAGUUUUAGGGUGCUAUUUGAGUAGUUUUGUUAAAAAGUUUAAAGGAUGGGUAGUUAGAGGGAACUUGUUUAUCUUUAUAUUAUGUUAUUGUGGAGAUUUUCUCUUUAAGAAAAAUACAUAACAGAAUUAACAGAAAACCCUAUUUCUCAAGCACGUAUAACCUAGAUAGUAACUCAUACACUUCAUAAGCACAUGAAAAGAUAGAAAAUAUUCAAGUUCAAACUGUAGAAGUAGCAUGAACUAAUUAUCUUGAUAAUUUGAAAAAUUUAAAGCUCGAAGUUAAAUGAUUAGGCAAAGGUCGAUUGAUAAGUUGACAAGUAAAGUGGCAUGACAUUUUAUCCAACUUAAUAAUGAAAGUCGAAAUUAACAAUGGCCUACUCCCAUUGAAAUCUCAAAUUCCAACACUCUUACCAAAGAAUUCGUAACUUAAAAUAACUUUGACGUUUAAAGCUCAAUGAGAAAGAUGUUAUGCUAGAAUUUUGAAAAUUUUGGUAUGGACUUUGCUAAAAUUUAUCAAUCCAUCCAAGCAUACAUUCAAUUAAGAUCAUCAAAAGCACCAUGCAAUCUCAUUUCUUAGCAUACAAGGUCAAAUUGAUUCCAAAUGGGUACACAAGGUCAAAUUCAAACCCUCUGGAGAAGUCGAACGCCUCAAGCAUUGUUAGUUUCCAAAGGCUUCACUCAUAUACUAGGGAUAGAUUAUCAUGAUACAUCUACUCCCGUUGCCAAGAUGGUCACUGUUCGUAGUUUGGUUGUUGUUGUUGCUUUACAAAAUUGGCCAUUGCACCAACUCAAUGUUAAUAACGCAUUUCUUCAUGGUGAAUUGGAUGAAGAGGUGUACAUAAAUAUGCCUAAAGGGUUUCGUCAACCAAAUGACUAUAGAGUUUGCCACCUUAAGAAGUCCUUAUAUGGUUUGGAACACGAGAGUGGUGUUGGGCCAGUGCAAAGAGGAAGGGAGCGAUAUCGACGAGAGGUUACCGGAGAGCAAGAGCUUAGAUCUUUUUUUUUUUAAUUUGUACAUUUUUAAUGUUGGUGAUGGGUGAGGGGAGAAGCUAAGAGUAAGUGAGUUGGAUAAUUAAUUAAAAUAAAAUUUUGAUUUAAUUGUCUAAUUGCUAUAUCAUCUGGUUAAUGGUCAAAGGUCACCGUUGACCACCAUGUAGGACAAAUUUACUGAAAAAUGGACGGCCAGUGAUCAACAAUAAAAUUAGAGUUUAUUGUUAGUAACCGCUAAUUGAAUACAAAAAAUUAGUGACGAACAUAAAAGAAAUUGAUAACUCGGUGACCAGACAUGUACUUUAGCAGGUGAUUUUCCAAAUAGCUAGGAGGGGUUUAUAAGACCGGUGCUACAAAACCAUUGAGGUAACUUAUUUUCUUAGUACACCAUAACAUCCAAUUUGAUAUAUUUCGAAAUAGAUGAUUUUCACACCAAAUUUACGUACUCGUAUAUGUCGUGGUACGAUGGUUUUGGGAGCAGGGGCGGAGGGAGAGUGUUAAAGGGUGGGUCCCGGGAUCCACCCUGGCUCGGAAACAAAAAUAUUAAAUUAGAUAUAAUAGUUAAUCGGGUAUGACAAAUAAUACGUAUUUAAAUGA
Linum trigynum is the source of this 6272-nucleotide messenger RNA. Lineage: Eukaryota; Viridiplantae; Streptophyta; Magnoliopsida; Malpighiales; Linaceae. The record is from the annotation of a GenBank genome assembly.